Linum trigynum is the source of this 1886-nucleotide messenger RNA. NCBI's taxonomy places the organism in Eukaryota, Viridiplantae, Streptophyta, Magnoliopsida, Malpighiales, Linaceae. The record is from the annotation of a GenBank genome assembly.
UCAGUAUCUCUCCCAUUUUUCAUACAAUACAAAGCCUUUCAUUUCCCAUCAUCAAGAUGACAAAAAUGAUUGCUUUCGUUGGGCUAGCGCUGCUGAUUGUGGUGGCCACAGUGGAUGCUGCCCGAUUGCUUCAUGAAUCCACUGCUGUCAGUUUAGGAGCGUCGGCGCAAAGCAUGUUCCCGUUCCCACAAUUUCCAUUCCCAAGGCCUGGCUUCCAGCUCCCUCCGCUCCCGAGCUUCCCAAGGCCAGGUUUCCAGUUUCCUCCACUCCCAAAUUUUCCACCAGGAUUCCAACUCCCUCCUCUUCCUAACUUCCCGCCUUUCCCUCCCUUGGGAGGUGGCAUCUCUCCUUCCCCUCCAUCUAGCGAUGGCGGCUUACCUUUCCCUCCCUCUGGUGGCGGCGCCUCACCUCCACCCCUCUCUAUUUGAUAAUGACAACCAAGCUCAAGAAUAAGAAACUACAACAACAACAUAAGAAGAACAACAACUCUAGGGAUGGCAAUUACCCACCCAUGGGUAAUUUUACCCAAAUCCAAAUAAAUCCAUUUAGUAUGGGUAGGGUUUGGAUGAAGUGUAUAUGGGUUUGGGGGUUUGUAGAUGGGUUUGGGUUAGGUAUGGAUAUUGGUUUCAUAAUGCAAAUGGGUAUGGGUUGGAUAUGGAUAUCCAUUUACUUGAGGGUGUUUUAACUACACACUCAAAAAUUGGACCUAUUUGUAAAACUUGAAAAGUUUAGGUACCAAAAUGUAAGACCAAAAAAUUUAGGUACCAAAACGUAAUUUUCCAUCGAUAUUUUGAGGACUUAUAUGUAAAAAAAUUAAAUUUAGGUACUAAAUCUGCAUAUCUAUUAAGUUUAGGUACCAAACUGUAAUUUGCCUUUGGGCAUGGGUACAAACCCAAAUCCAUGUGUUAAAAAUCCAACCCAACCCAAGUAAAUGGGUAUGGGUACAAACCCAUCAAACUCUACCCAUCUACCAUUUAUUUGGAAUCCAUACCCAACCCAAUUGGGUUGGAUAGUAAAAUACCCAUGGGUAUGGGCAAAAUUGCCAUCCCUAAACAACUCUAUAUUACUCUCUCACUCAUUCUUUGUUGUUUCUUUUAGUUAAUUAAUAUUUCUUUUUGUUUUUACCGUUUAAGUUACAAGUUAAGAUGAAUGCUCGUUUUGUUGCUUUCUCAUUGUUUGAUUGUGCUAAUGAAUUCUCCCAUAUAAUGGGAAAAAAAAUUACCCUUUGUGGUAGCAAUAAGGAAAGAUUCCUUUGUGUAGUUUAGGAAUUUUUUUACUUGUAUGUGUAUUUAGGGAAUUAAUCCCCAGUCCUCCUCCUAUGUUCGCCGCCAGAUCAGGCGAUGAAGGAGAAAGCCAACAACAAGUCAACAGCAAUAAGGAAGCCGACGAUGCCGAACAUGACAAGGACGACAAUUGUACGAGCCGCUGUAUCAUGUUGCUGCCUCUUCUCGCGCUUACUCCACUUCCAAUUCCGACUCCGAUCCCAACCCUCCCAUCCCUUCCUCCUCCCGCUCCUGCAACUCCAACAAUUCGGUCCUUAAUCGCGAUUACAAUUAUGUUUUUCCUCCAACUACGAUGGCUGGAUCUCUUUUUCAAUCAUCGACGCCGUCUCUUCAAUUAGAUGGAACUCUCUCCUCCGAUGAGUCUUCCUUAUCCCACUACGACGCUACCAAUCCGACAAGUGUGCUGAUUUGAACUCUGUGCUCUCCGUCUACACCGAUGUCGCUUGGCUUCAGGGGAACGAUACUGAGGUUUUGGAUUUUUUUGUUAGGGCUUUUCUACGCCGGAACUAGGGCUGGAAGUUUGGUACCGCUAUUUGAGAUAUAACGAAUAUCGUACUGAAUUUGUCUAUAUUUGGUAUUACCGAAUACACAUAUUAUUUUUUG